Dromaius novaehollandiae (emu) is the source of this 8152-nucleotide messenger RNA. RefSeq names its product nyctalopin (gene NYX). The record is from RefSeq and is a predicted model, not a curated record. The coding region runs from base 652 to 2082 and encodes 476 amino acids. Gene Ontology annotation, cellular component: extracellular matrix. The transcript is spliced from 3 exons. Lineage: Eukaryota; Metazoa; Chordata; Aves; Casuariiformes; Dromaiidae. Gene Ontology annotation, molecular function: protein binding.
UCCUCCCAGUGUGGCUGGGGGCCGCCGCUUGCACGGUCUGGGCAUCCACCAGCAUUGUUUGGGAGCGGCUCCCAGCAAAGCAAAUCACACUGGUUUCCUGUGAGUAAUAUGUGAUCCACGCUGGGCCUCAGCAUGGCUGGGAAAGCACAUGCGUGGGAAGAGAGUCCUAAACUGUGUCAGUCUGGAGAGCUCGAUUAACUGAAACCAUAAGCCUGUGCUUGCCCCCAGAUAUAAUCACAUUUAGGCUGCACCCUCCUCUGCCAUUAUAUAAUAGGUACGGGAGUAAUGACUUUCAGUAAUGCUCUUCGAAUGGCAGGAGUCCAAUUCAUGACUGUUUUUUUUAUGGUGGGGGGGAGAGUCGAUUGGCAGAGGGGAGAAAGAGUCAGAUUGGUUUGCCUGCAAUCUGUGUUUUGCUUUUGGAGCUUUAAAGGACAGACACAUUCUUCCAUUUCUGCUAAUCCGCCUCUGAUACAGAGGAUUUUCCUGCCAUUAAAUGAUAGCUUGCAAGAAAAAAAAAAAAAAAAAAAAUGCGAACGCUUCCGCGAGAGACUCGUAUGACUAAUGGCAGACUCCUGAGCAGGAAGGAGGACGCGGCCACUGCCAGGCGAGAUCCCUCAAGUUUGCUUGCCAGACCUGAAAUGCCACUAGUGAAUGAUCAAGGUAAUGUUUGCGAUCAUUUUAAAUGUUAUCCUUUGCGUCCCCCAUGUCCAUGCAGUGUGGGCCUGUGUGCGAUCCUGCCCAGCCAACUGUGUGUGUACCCAGGAGCGGAGCUGCUCCGUCCUCUGUGAUCGUGCUGGUCUGGGCCAGGUCCCUAGUGAAUUCCCUUGUGAAGCCUCCUCUAUCAACUUGGAUAAAAACAACAUUAAAUUCCUCUCUGAGAGGGCCUUUGGUACCUUGCCAUCCCUCAAAACUCUGUCGCUCAACCACAAUAAUAUCUCCUUCAUCACCCCGGGGGCUUUCAAGGGGCUGCCCAGCUUGACUGAGCUGAAAAUGGCCCACAACGAGUACAUUCGCUAUCUCCACAUGCGGACUUUCACUGCCCUCAGACGGCUCGUCAGGCUGGACCUGGCUGACUGCAAUCUUUUCAAUAUCCCAGACAGGAUUUUCAUUGAGCUCCCUGUUCUGCAGGAACUUUUCUUUUUCCAGAACAAUUUCCGAAGGAUCCCAGGUGCAAUUAGGGGCAUGGACAAUUUGACCCACGUCUACCUGGAGAGAAACAGGAUUGAAGCGGUUGCCUAUAAUUCUCUGCAGGGCCUGACCAAGCUAAAAUACCUGAAUCUGCAGGACAACAGGAUAAACGUCAUUCAUGAGCGAGCUUUUCAGGGCUGCCAGAAGAUGGAGUAUCUGUACCUGAAUGACAACUUGAUCAGCGAUCUUCCAGAAAACUCCUUCGAUGGCCUGAGGUGCCUGAAAAUGCUCAAUCUCGGGGGGAAUUUCCUCAGGAAUGUUUCCAACACCUGGUUCCGGGAUCUGGUGGAGCUGGAGGUCCUCUACCUGGAUCGAAACAGGAUCAGCUACAUUGAGGAAGGGGCUUUCGAAAACCUCACCAGCUUGGUCGUUUUGCACUUGAACAGCAACAACCUGACAACCCUGCCCUUUUCUGUCUUCCAGCCUGUUUACUUUCUGGGGCGGCUGUACCUCUUCCGCAACCCCUGGGAGUGCGACUGCCGCAUCGAGUGGCUGAAGGAGUGGAUGGAGAGUUAUAGGCUGGUCAGGGAUAUUCCCUGUGCCUCCCCGUCCUCAGUAGCCGGGAUUGAUCUGACAGAUGUGCUCUACAACAGAUCGCCAGAAGGUUACUGUCUUGACCCGGUGGAGCUAAACGUCACUUCCUACAGCCCGAGCCCAAGUGGAGAGCCUUUCUCUACCACGGAGAGCAAGUUCAACAGCCUUAUCUCGAAACUUCUGCUCCAGAUGGGCCUUUCCGAAGAUGUGGCAAACACCACUGAAGUGUUCAGUAACACCACUCUGCCAGAUGGACUAACCGAUGGGGUUUCUUCUGGGGCGGAGGGACACAGUAUCAAAGCUGUCUCCUCGUUUCACCUCCCAGCACUUUUUACAGUGGUUAUUUUGCAGAGCAAAUAGUCCAAGGGCUGCCUGGAGCAUAGCUCCUGCUUAAGCAUUUAUAGUCUCUGUACAGGUAGUCAUUAGGGAAAAGUUUGCAUUGUGGGCCUCAGAUGAGUGUCUGGCUCCAAGCUCUCCAGGGAGUUGGUUAGAUCUGCUUCUAGGCUGGGCCCCACUCAGCUGCAACCUUCUCAAUGCCUGGAAACUUGUGCCAUGAGUUCUCAGGGUCUCAUGGGCACAAGCAGAGCUUUGUGGCAGAUCAGCAAUGAAAGAAUAGCAAUAAGGUUGAAUUACGUUAGAGACGUGAUUUUUCCCUCCCAGAAGUGACCUGAAAAGAUACCUGUACUGAAGGCAGCGCGGCACCAUUUGCCCCAUUGGGUCAUUUCCAACUCCCUGCAGAUCCAUGACCACAAUCCCAUUGACCUUAUGCGAGCAAGACAAAGCAGCAGAAUCAGACCUCGUUUUAGACCCUGGCACCCACAAUGGGGCUGCUUCGCUGCAUGGCGGUGGUGUAAUGCAGCCAGGUGCUGAUGAGUUAUGCCUGAUCUCCACCAGCGUGGGAGGGGGAGCAGGCCUAUUCCCAGCAACAUGCACAGCUGCUGCACUAGGCCUAGAAAAAGGAAAAUAAUAAUGGGGGAGGUCAGCUGCCUGAGGCUGUGGGUUAUUGUCAGGGAGUCUGAGAUGAGCAUGGUGUUUUGGCUGUGACUACAGACAGGAUUUUUUUUAUCCUUCUUCUGCUGUUGUGGUGCAGGUGAAAUAAAAUGAGACAGGCUCAUUUUUGUCAAACAAUCUUCUAUAAGGAAAAGCUAUUUAAACCUAACAGUUUAUUUAUUAAAGUCUGUUUUAAAUACGUUUUUAUUUUUCAAGCAAUAUAUAGUUUUCAAGGAAUGUAUUGUUGCUAUUUGUAGAUUAUUUCAUGGCAUGACAGCAGUAGCAGAAUAGGCUGAUGACAAAUGCGACCAGGUCCUACUAAAUAUGCCAAGUCAUUUUGUUUCUGCUAUCAGUGUAUGCCACAUGUUAUGUUAUGCCAUGUUAUGCCAUACUAACCAACUAUGCCAUCAUUUUCUUUAACAGCAUCUUAUAUGUUUUAUGUAUUCUGCUGCUACUAUGGCCAGAAAGAAAGUCAUGUUUUCUGCAACAGAGCACAUUAACAAAACAAUUUGAUGUUUUCCUCUUCAAAAUAAAUUGAUUGCUUAGUGCACUAAACUAAGCAUUUAUUUUAACAUCCUUGAAUUACUCUGGAACUCCUUUUACAGGCUACUCAAGUGCGUGCACAUGAAUGCUUAUUUUAUAUUCUAGAGCAAAUGGCAAGCUGUCUCAUUACAGCAUAAAGAAUAGACACUCACUUAGAGCCUAAGACAGUGCUUACAUCUGUAUUAAGCAGCAACUGCUUUAAAAAAAUAAGUGUUUGUGUACAAAUACACUUUUAUGAUAUUUCAGCUACAUUAAGUCAAAACACGUGGCUUAACAUAAUGUGCUAUACAUGUUCAUAUGACAUAUGCAGUUCUCUAUAACUGCUAAAAUGUCAUGAAAUAAAAGAAAAAGGGAAACAACUUAAGAAUAAACUUUCAAACAUUUCCCUAAACCCUUUUUUUUCCCCACUCUUGCUCUUUUUUUAAUAAGCAAUUCAGCACAUGAACUCCAGAAAUGUGGAAAUUUCCAUGGUCUGGCAAUCCUGGGCAUCAGCUGUUUCUAAUGCACAGCAGAAGAUGACCACAAAGGCUGGCGCUGCCAUGCGAUGGGCUGGCUGGUCUGUAAACGCCAUGCAAUUGAAACCUGCAGCGUUAGACUCUCUGUGGGCAGCGUGGCAAGAGCAACACGUACCCCAGCCACGGACACGUGGCCUUAGACUCUCAACGGCAGGCGUGAGCCUCCUUGGCUCAUGCUUUAACAUGGUGCUGCUUUGGUAGGGACAUGUGGGCUAAAAACAACCGCCUGAAUGGCUGUCCUUGCCUCUGCCCCUGCCCCCCUCCACACACUGGUGAGUACCCACAGACACAUACCAAGGGCAGGACUUUUGGAGACAGGCUUUGGGCACUGAACGACUGAAAAAUGGGUAAUGCACCAAUGCAAUGCACAAAGACCUUUUCUUAACUUCUGCGUGUGCUUAAAUCUGUGAUUGCCUGAGAGAAUCAGGGAAAUAAAUAAACUUCUUAAAAAAGGGCUCAGCAAUUCAGCCAAGAUGCCUUGGGUCAGGUCUAGUAACACCCGUCAGGCCAGAGCUGUUGGGAAUAGGAGUUACUGCGCUCGGCCUCAAGCAGCGCUGGCUGCCGGAGCGUGUCAGGUGAACACCACCACAAACGGUCCCAUAGCCCUCACAGUGAACAGCUGUUGUGAAAGCUAACGUAAGCUCAUGCCAAAUGACCAUGCGCUCCUCGACCUCCAGAGCUGAAUCCUGUGAAAAGCUGAAGCCUUUUUUCUUCCACCAGGCUGUGCCUGCUGCUUUUACCGUCAUAAAGCAGCAUCUCCAGUGGCUUCACGACUCGUUCCUUUGGGCCGCCUGGCUUGGUUUGCAGCGCUCUGUCCAAGGAGGUCUAUCACUCUACAAUUAGCACCCAGCAAUUUUUAGAGGAAAGCUAAAUACAGAAAACUCACACAAUCCUCGGGGUGAUGGCUCCUCAAUUCUCUGUAGCUAGACCACAAUUUUUUCCCCAGCAAAGAAAGACGCCAGAUGUUUGAUAAAUGCUUAUUUGAUCUUUUCCAUGCACUAAAUUCAGUGAGUUUGGAUUUCCAGGCUAUUUAUGAAUCCAUUAAUCUUCUUAAAUACUAAAUACAUCUGUGUAUUAUAAAAGACUGUUUUCCAAACCUGGUUCAUCCAAAUGCUGUAGAGGCACAUUAUGUUAAGGAUGCCUUUACAGAAGCAGUAUUUCAUCCUGUCAGGAAAGGUUUAGCAACAGAAGUUUGACACAGAUGGUAGGAUAUUGGGCACAAAUGGUUAUUUUUCACUUCCUACAGGUAUGGAUGCCUAGUGAGUGAAUUGUUUUUAUAACCUGCACUUUAAAUAUCUGCUCUUAAAUACAUUAAAGCUGAAGAUUUUCUUACUGUGUAAUUGUUAGCAUGGCUUUCAAGCUAAUUAUUCCUCCAAAGAUAUGCUUAUUUUUUUAACCUGCAAGAACAGCAGAUUAGAUCUGAAUAUGAAAUGUCUCAAAAUGUAGGUUUUAGCAGAGAUCGCACUGUGAGGUGAAGGACCAGGGGACUGUACCUAAUACUUUACUAUGUGACAACCAGGUCCAGAACUGUGUAAUUCUGGGCCACUGACCUUGGGCAUUGAUAAUAUAGAUGUCAUGUAGUCAAAUACCCUCUGUGCUUGCCCCAGAAAGCUUUUCCCUGUGCUACUGUAAUACAGCUGUGGCUGCCUAGAAAGUGCAUGGCUGGCACUGUGCUGCAUGUAAUGGGCUUUCUGCUUCCCCACAGUAAUGGGGACAGACCUCAUUUGCUCCUACUCUGAAAGCCUCUGCUCUUACCUCUGAGCUGAGAGAUCAGCAAGGCACGUUUCUAGCAGCACAGGGCUUCUGGCACGUGAGCGCUCCAAAUCGAUCAGGAAAAGCCUGCGAGUCUCUGUGUUACCUUCGCUUUUCUCCCCUCUCCUCCAUGUCGCGCCUUCCCUGUAGCCCUCUUUGCUCAGCUUGCUAUAAUGAGCACUGUCUUUUGCGUGUGCUUACCUGGAUCAGCAGUCUUCUGGAAAGGACAGCAAAAUAUUUUCACUUCAAAAGGCCUGAAAUGACUUUUAGUGCUGGGAAAGUUUGGGUUAAUUAGAAAUGCCCAGUUUGCUCUUCACAAUCCUUGUUUCCUGGGUCUUAGCAAAGGGCUUGUUUCACUGCAGUGCUUAGUUAUGUGGGUAGAUGCCUACACAUAACUGCAACUUUUUUCUUUGUUUUGAGCCUCUUGGUUCGAAAACAAAUUAAAUUAGAAUUCUGCCUUUUGAAGGAAUGCUUUGACUUUUUUAUUUUCUGGGGCUGGAGUCCUGCUGCAAAACUGCUUCGGCUGGUAAACCUGCUCUUGUUAGUUGUGAGUCCAUGGCUCAGAGUCACUUCACAAAUCAACACUAUUUGCAAAAUCUGUCUCUGGCCUGCAGUCACCUUCAAAGACAUCACAGAACUGUAGAUCAAGUCCAGCUUUACUGAGAGCAAUCUCCCCCUACAAGGGAACUCUUGGGGUCUUCCCCGAGCCCAGGUGACCAUUUCUAUUGUGAUUUCUUGCUUGCCACUUACUCCAUACUGGCCAUCCCCUCUGCAGAAGCCAAGUAGCUCUCUGGAGCUCAGCAGUGCUGUGUCCUGCUAGAGCAGGGGCUGCAACACACACACGCCUCUGCUCAGAGCCUAGCUGCAUAAUCAAUUUAAACUCAUUCAAGAGAGGGUUCAGCCUAGGUGGUGGUGAGUCAUACUCCCAUGGCCAGGGAAGGGGACAGUGGGUGCAGCUGCCUCUUUUGAUGCCAGUACCAAUUUCUGCUGGCUUUGGACUGUCCAUGUUAUUGGACCACGGGCUGAGGUAGAGCUCUGAAGCAGGUUCUGCUCAAGGCGGGUGCGGUGCUGCAGGAGCCAAGGCUGCCCUUCAGGCCUGAGGGCUGCAUGGCUGGAAGGGCUGCUCUGAGGAAGACUGUGGUGGAGAGGCUUGAGGGACUAGGCAUUGAGAAGCAUGAGCCAGGCCUAAGGAGGACUUCAGGUCCUUUAAGCCUCAGUCAGCUCAUUCUUUGGCAUCACGUGAAGACACUGCUGAAGGACGAGCAGAUCUAGCAGGGCUAUUGCACUGCAGUCUGCCUGCCCCAGUGUUUUCCAUAUCCACAUGCAACAGUAGAAGGGAGACAUCAGAACACAGAGCACUUCAUCCCUACUUGGGGACAGAACAUCUGCCACGCACCCUGAUGCUACUCCCACAGGAGUGCACAGGCAUAAAAAUGACAAGAUAUGGUUGCAUUCAGAUCCUCCAGUGCCCUGCACUCCAUACACAGGUGUGGGUAAAUGGCCUGACAGUCCUGGGGUGAGCAUUUCAUUGCUAUUUAUUUGGAUGUUUUUCAGUUGAAGUGAUGUGAUUCUGUGUGUAUAGAGGAGGACAUUGUCCUAAUUCUCACCCACGAUAUCCUUUCAGUAGUGUCCCAGUUGGCAAAAUCACUGCCCUGCACUGAAUGUCAAUCCCUGUCCCAGGUCAGUAUAGAAAUAAUUCCUCUGGACAGAAGAUGGAGAAGGAGCUGGAAAGAAAUCUUUAAAGAUUUUUUUCUGACUGAUUGAUUCAUUUUGGUUGCAUUUACUGCCUGUAAUUGGCAAGGGAUGAAACAUCACUUGAACAUCUGCCAAACUGGUGUCUGUUUGGAUUAACCCUGAACUUCAGUAAAGCCCCAGCUGGGAGGUGACGGGGUUGCUAGCCCGAACCCACAGUGAACUUUCCUGUCCAGUUCUGCCCUCAGAGGCAGAUGCUGGGCAUUAACUUUAGGGAGUGCGGUGGGAUGUUCAUCUGAGUAGCCUGGUGUUAGGUUGUACCUCCUGUCCGAAGGCCAUUCAGAGAGCUGUGUUCCCAGACUGAGGUGUCUGAAGUCCUGGGAGAAGGCAAUUUGUUUUAAUACAUGAUACCUAUUAAUACAAUACCCUUCACUGGUGCAAGUUUUUUUACACUCACUAAUGGAUGCUGUUACAUUAGGAGGGAGAAGGGGUCAAAGUAGAUAGAUAGAAAGAAGAAAUGACCUGAUUUGGUACAUCAUCCCUGGUCCCAGAAUUCUAUAGUAUCUGUUUAUACAUUGUAUUCCUAGAGAUCAUACUGGGUGUUUAACUUUGACAUUGGCUUUAUGUCCUUUGUAUUGUUUCUUUAAAUUUAUAGCUACUGCCAGUAACUUCCUGUGAAAUACAGCUAUUAGCUAUUUUGCUUAUCUUGUGGAGUCUUACAGGAUCUUUCUACUUGGGGAAAAAAAGUCAAGUUUAGUGCAGGAAAAAUCACUGUAAAUGAAGAUAACUUUUGCUAUGAUGGCAGAAAAUGCUAGCCAACUGGGACUCUGGAACUUAUUGUCAUUUUUUAAAUGGGUUGUUAUGUAUGUAGCUAAUUCUUGUCCUUACUAUGUCUGUCUGUUAUCUCUUAAAAAAAAUUAAAUAUUGAAAUUGAUGAA